GCGUUCAAUGUCAAGCCGGCGAAAUCUCUGUAUUUGCGUUGUUUACGUUCGGCAGGUCGCUUUAUUUUGUUUCAUAAUCCUCCACAAAAAUGGCCCGGCAACUGACCAAACUCGGAUAUCUGGAUGUGAAGAAAACAUUAUUCAUGCUAUGUGACCUGCAAGACAAGUUCCGCCCGGGCAUGAAGAUGUUCGAUCCGGUGGUUAAAAACACUGCCAAAUUGCUGCAAGCAGGCAAGAUUCUAGACGUACCGCUGAUCGUUACCGAACAUUAUCCCGAAAAGCUGGGUCGCAUCGUGAAAGACUUGGACAUUUCGCACGCCAAGGGAGUGUAUCCUAAAACGCUGUUCAGCAUGAUGAUACCGGAUGUGCAGCGCAAGAUUGAAGAACUGUAUGGACCGCAAGGCCCCGAAACGGUGGUACUGUUCGGGCUGGAAUCGCACAUCUGUCUCGAGCAGACUGCAAUGGAUCUGCUGAACAAGGGUUACACGGUACAUGUGGCCGCUGACUGUUCGGUUUCGCGCACCCAGGAGGACCGUAAAUUUGCUCUCGAGCGUCUCAAGCAGUACGGGUGUUUCGUGACGACGAGUGAAAACGUUAUCUUCAAGUUGAUGCGUGACAAGCAACAUCCCGCCUUCGAUAAGGUGCGCCAUUUGGUUCGCGACCCAUCGGUUGAUACGGAGCUGGCUAAACUGUAAUGUGACUUGCAGUGAAAUCAAAAAACGAAUGUCGUAUCGUGAAGCCAUGCUUCCUAGAAAUUGAUUUUAUGGUUGAAAGUGUUAAAAGAAUUUUAAAUUCAUUACAUGUUACUCGGGACUUUACAAACGGAUGCAUUUAAAAUGUGAAAACGCACGUGCAUAUCGUAUACAUGCAAACUAUAAGUAAAUGGUAUUGAAACGCA
Molecule: messenger RNA, 898 nt
Organism: Anopheles stephensi (Asian malaria mosquito)
Lineage: Eukaryota; Metazoa; Arthropoda; Insecta; Diptera; Culicidae
Product: isochorismatase domain-containing protein 1
Exons: 2
Coding region: 90-695 (201 amino acids)
Cellular component (GO): cytoplasm
Source: RefSeq, a predicted model, not a curated record